AUGGGGGCGUACAAGUACGUGUCGGAGCUAUGGAGGAGGAAGCAGUCGGACGUGAUGCGCUUCGUGCAGCGCGUGCGCUGCUGGGAGUACAGGCAGCAGCCGGCCAUCGUCCGCCUCACCAGGCCCACCCGCCCCGACAAGGCCCGCCGCCUCGGCUACAAGGCCAAGCAGGGUUACGUUGUCUACCGUGUCCGUGUGAGGCGUGGUGGCAGGAAGAGGCCUGUGCCUAAGGGUAUUGUCUAUGGCAAGCCCAAACACCAGGGUAUCACCCAGCUCAAGUUCCAGAGGAACAAGCGGUCUGUUGCUGAGGAGAGAGCUGGACGUAAGCUUGGUGGUUUGAGGGUUCUUAACUCCUACUGGGUGAAUGAGGAUAGUACCUACAAGUACUUUGAGAUCAUCCUUGUGGAUGUUGCCCACAAAGCCAAUCAAAACCGACCCAAGGAUCAACUGGCUAUGCAACCCCGUGCACAAGCACCGUGA
Miscanthus lutarioriparius is the source of this 480-nucleotide messenger RNA. The record is from the annotation of a GenBank genome assembly. NCBI's taxonomy places the organism in Eukaryota, Viridiplantae, Streptophyta, Magnoliopsida, Poales, Poaceae.